AGUAACACGCAAAUUCAUUUACUCAGAUCUAAAGUUUCCAACUGACAUGCAACAGAGAUGAGUGACUUGGUGAGAUUCCUUUUACUGAGCCUGCUCUGCAUAUCUCUGGCUUUUGGCCAGGAUAGUAAUGGUGAGGGUGGAGAUAUUCAGGAAACAUCCACCGCCAGUCAAGACGCGGCACGAGGAUUAGCCAGUAGCUAUGAGCCGGAGGACAAGCAGGCGCUGCGCAAGAACUCGCACAUCUUCAUGGGCAUCUACAAGAACUACAAGAGCACCUACUUGGGCAAUAAAACAACGAAUGAGUACAAAAAACGACUACGGGAUCGGGUGAGUGCUCCCCAAGUGUCAGAAAAUGCGAAUGAGGCACCCGAACCAGUGGAUCCCGAACAGCUGGACCCUAGGGAUACACUGGCCCAGGUAAUCCGACAAGAUGCCCAGGCCGAAGCUCUAAUGGAAACCCAAACAGAGUCACCCAAUUACGAUGACAGCGAAUCUUUAGCUGGAAAAAAGCGACGCAAACGCAAGCGCAAGGAUCGCAACAAGCGGCGUGAGGAUGUGGAAUCUGAAACGGAUCAGCCUGAUCCUUACCAGGAAAAUGAGAGCAUACAGCGGUAUCAUGUAGGUCCUGGACUUAAUGUCAGCCUGGACAUGAGUAACGACAUUGUGCAUGUGAAGCUGGAUGGCGAGAAUCUCAAGGAGAUCAUCGGAGCUCGAUGGCUAACCUUAGAUAAUAGUGAAGAAGGUCGCGGAAAGAAGUACGACAUGAUCACCAAAGUCUUACCACUCUUCAUCCUCCCCUUCCUCAUCCAAUCUGCGAUUGUUCCAUUUCUGGUCACCAAGCUGAAGUUGCUGCUGGUCAAAUCCAUUCUGGUUGGCAAGCUGGCCAUCUUCCUGCUUAUUAUCUCGGCCAUCAAGAAUGGCAACAAGAUGGUCCAAAGCUAUGAGGUGCCCUCUUACUGGGCCGGCGAACCAAGUCGGAGGUCAGAGUUGGCCGCGGCUGCCUCCUCGGCGGCUGCCGCCUAUAAUGGCUACCGGGUCGAGGGCAAACCGACCACCUGGAUCAGCUAG
Molecule: messenger RNA, 1068 nt
Organism: Drosophila eugracilis
Lineage: Eukaryota; Metazoa; Arthropoda; Insecta; Diptera; Drosophilidae
Gene: Osi22
Exons: 2
Coding region: 58-1068 (336 amino acids)
Source: RefSeq, a predicted model, not a curated record